AUGGAAGCGCGCCGCUGGGAAUAUAUGAGCCACGGCUACUUCAACACCCGCUAUCACUGGGGCUACGAGGAACAGGAAGAACGCGAGGUCAUCGAGCACAGCAAGGCGACGCAUCUGCGCCUCACCGGCCGCAAGCUGCGCGGCUGGUUCUCGCCCGCUGUUUCCAACACGCUGAACACGCCCGAUCUCGUGAAGGAAGCCGGCCUCGACUAUUUCUGCGACUUCUAUCACGACGACCAGCCGACCCCGCUCGCCACCAAACACGGGCCCGCUGAUCCACGUCCCCUACUCGAUGGACCUCAACGACGCGAUGAUCUACCGCCAGCCGGUCGAGGCGGAGGAAUUCGCCCAGAUGAUCAUCGACCAUUUCGACACGGUCUAUCGCGAGGGCGGCGAGAACGGCCGCGUCAUGUGCCUGGCGCUGCAUCCCUACAUGAUGGGCGCGCCGCACCGGCUGAAGCAUCUCGAUCGCGCGCUGUCCUACAUCCGCAAGCACAAGGAUGCCUGGGUCUGCACCGCCGAGGAAAUCCACGACUGGUAUGUCGCCAACGGGCUGAAACCCUACCAGCAGCAUCUCGGAAAGGACGCCUGACAUGA
Ostertagia ostertagi is the source of this 597-nucleotide messenger RNA. The record is from the annotation of a GenBank genome assembly. Lineage: Eukaryota; Metazoa; Nematoda; Chromadorea; Rhabditida; Trichostrongylidae.